Molecule: messenger RNA, 1512 nt
Organism: Nyctereutes procyonoides (raccoon dog)
Lineage: Eukaryota; Metazoa; Chordata; Mammalia; Carnivora; Canidae
Gene: SBDS
Product: SBDS ribosome maturation factor
Exons: 5
Coding region: 120-872 (250 amino acids)
Biological process (GO): cytosolic ribosome assembly; ribosome biogenesis
Source: RefSeq, a predicted model, not a curated record
CCGCCGGCUGUGCUGUGGCGGCCGCCGGGGCAGUUGGCGGUCGGGCCGCGCGCCGCCGGGUCGUCACGGGAGGUGCGGGCGGCCCCGAGGCGGGCGGCGCGGGUGUGUGAGCAGCGGCCAUGUCCAUCUUCACCCCCACCAACCAGAUCCGCCUCACCAACGUGGCGGUGGUGCGCAUGAAGCGCGCCGGGAAGCGCUUCGAGAUCGCCUGCUACAAAAACAAAGUGGUGGGCUGGCGGAGCGGCGUGGAAAAAGACCUUGAUGAAGUUCUGCAGACCCACUCAGUGUUCGUAAACGUUUCUAAAGGUCAGGUUGCAAAGAAGGAAGAUCUGAUCAGUGCCUUUGGAACAGAUGACCAGACAGAAAUCUGUAAGCAGAUUUUAACUAAAGGAGAGGUUCAAGUAUCAGAUAAAGAACGGCAUACGCAGCUGGAGCAGAUGUUCAGGGACAUUGCAACUAUCGUAGCUGACAAGUGUGUGAACCCUGAAACAAAGAGACCGUAUACUGUUAUCCUUAUUGAGAGAGCCAUGAAGGACAUCCACUAUUCAGUCAAAACCAAUAAGAGUACAAAACAGCAGGCUUUGGAGGUGAUAAAGCAGUUAAAGGAGAAAAUGCAGAUCGAACGUGCUCACAUGAGACUCCGGUUCCUUCUCCCAGUGAAUGAAGGGAAGAAGCUGAAAGAAAAGCUCAAGCCACUGAUCAAGGUCAUAGAGAGUGAAGACUACGGUCAGCAGUUAGAAAUUGUGUGUCUAAUUGACCCGGGCUGCUUCAGAGAAAUUGAUGAGCUAAUAAAAAAGGAGACAAAAGGCAAAGGUUCUUUGGAAGUACUCAACUUGAAAGAUGUGGAAGAAGGAGAUGAGAAAUUUGAAUAACAUCCAUCAAGCUCUUCAGCUCUAAAACACUAAAGUAUUUUCUUUUCCCACAGUCCUCUUUUCUGUGGUCUGCUAAAUACUUGCUCAAACUGUUGGACAUUUUCCAUCUUUGUGGUAACAUAUAUACAAAAAGACUUUCCUAAUGAGUAUUACACUGUGGGAUUCAUUUAGUUUUAAUGAUAAAGUGGGGUUUUAGGCAAAAACGAAAAAUCCAAGCUGCAGAGGGCAGAGUAACAUGUUGCUACUGUCUCGUGCCUUGUACUUUCCAAUGUGCAAGUUAUCUGAGGCAACUCUUGUGGGUAAAAAGUUAAACUUUGCGCAUUAUAUGUGAUAAGAUAAAUGCGGGAGGGUAUGACAAUAUGACAAAAAGGGAGUGUUUGCUUAAGAAAACAUAAUGUCUUAUAUGUACUUAAUGAAACGUGGCCUAAUACAAAGUUUGGAUGAUGACUUCCUGAUUAUCUGAAAAAUAGUUCUGUGAUGACUGCAGGACUGAAGGAAUAUUCGUUAAAUGUGCUGCCAUAAACUAGAUAAUUCUCGGUAAAGAAUAAAGUCAUUUGUUUCUAAUCCUUAAAGUUUAUAAUAUAUAUUAAUAUAGCUGAAUUAUAUGUAACCAAUAAAACCACUCUUUAUUUUUAUUAAA